AUGGCAACCCCGAUCUGCAUCCCGAGCUGCUCUGCUGGGUCUCUCAAGGGCCUCUGCAGCACAGCAGGUGGCAUUUCUCGGUUGUCCUCUGUCCGCUCUGUGGGCUCCUGCAGGGUGCCUAGCCUUGCUUGUGCUGGAGGGUCCAUCUCCUCAGUUAGGCUGGGCCUUUCAGGCCUUGGGAGCUGCUUGCCGGGCCCCUACCUGUCUCCCGGGUACCACCCCUCUGGCUUUGUUGGGAACGGGGCCUGGCUCUGCGAGGGCUCCCUCAAUGGCAACGAGAAGGAGACCAUGCAGUUCCUGAACGACCGCCUGGCCAACUACCUGGAGAAGGUGCGGCAGCUAGAGCGGGAGAACGCAGAGCUGGAGACCAAGAUCCGGGAGUGGUAUGAGUGUCAGAUCCCAUACAUCUGCCCGGACUACCAGUCCUACUUCAAGACCAUCGAGGAGCUCCAGCAGAAGAUCCUGCUGACCAAGGCUGAGAAUGCCAGGCUGACUCUGCAAAUUGACAAUGCCAAGCUGGCUGCCGACGACUUCCGGACCAAGUACGAGCACGAGGUGUCCCUGCGGCAGCUGGUGGAGGCCGACAUCAACGGGCUGCGCAGGAUCCUGGACGAGCUGACCUUGUGCAAAGCCGACCUGGAGAUGCAGGUGGAGUCCCUGAAGGAGGAGCUGCUGGGUCUCAAGAAGAACCAUGAGGAGGAAGUCAACGCACUCCGUUGCCAGCUUGGGGACCGACUGAAUGUGGAGGUGGAUGCCGCCCCACCGGUGGACCUCAACAAGAUCCUGGAUGAUAUGCGGUGCCAGUAUGAGGCCCUGGUGGAGAACAACCGCAGAGACGUGGAGGCCUGGUUCAACACCCAGACCGAGGAGCUGAACCAGCAGGUGGUGUCCAGCUCGGAGCAGCUGCAGUGCUGCCAGACAGAGAUCAUCGAGCUGCGACGCAAUGUCAAUGCCCUGGAGAUCGAGCUGCAGGCCCAGCUCAGCAUGCGGAAUUCCUUGGAAAACACGCUGGCUGAGACCGAGGCCCGCUACAGCUCCCAGCUGGCCCAGAUGCAGUGCAUGAUCAGCAAUGUGGAGGCCCAGCUGGCCGAGAUCCGCUGUGACCUGGAGCGGCAGAACCAUGAGUACCAGGUCCUGCUGGACGUCAAGGCCCGUUUAGAGUCUGAGAUCUCCACCUACCGCCGCCUGCUGGAGGGAGAAGAUUGCAAGCUUCCUCCUCACCCCUGUGCCACAGAAUGCAAGUCUGCUGUGAGGGUUCCUUACAUCCCGAGUGUGCCCUGCGGCCCGGGUCCCCAGCUCAGCACCCAGAUCCGCACCAUCACCGAGGAAAUCAGGGAUGGGAAGGUCAUUUCCACCAGGGAGCACUUGCAGCCCUGCCAGCUGUGA
Choloepus didactylus (southern two-toed sloth) is the source of this 1386-nucleotide messenger RNA. It is a transcript of the gene KRT36, whose product is annotated as keratin 36. Lineage: Eukaryota; Metazoa; Chordata; Mammalia; Pilosa; Megalonychidae. Bases 1 to 1386 code for a protein of 461 amino acids. The record is from RefSeq and is a predicted model, not a curated record. The transcript has 7 exons. Gene Ontology annotation, molecular function: structural molecule activity.